UCUCUCUCUCUUUCGUUUGGGGAGCGGGGUAACGUAUUUAGAGAGGCAUUUAGAGAAGGCUCACAAAGGAAGCAGCAAUGCGUCUGCCCGUGCUGUUGACACUGCAGGCCGUGUGGGCCGGCCUGUGCCACGCCAUGCAGAACUACCCCGCGGCCUGGGGACACUACGACGUCUGCAAGUCGCAGGUCUACACCGAGGAAGGCCUGACCUGGGAUUACAUGGCCUGCCAGCCCGAGGCAGCCGACAUGACCAAACACCUGAAAGUAACACUCGACCCUCCCAACAUCACAUGCGGAGACCCGCCCGAGACAUACUGCGCUUUGGAAAAUCCUUACAUGUGCAAUAAUGAGUGUGAUGCCAGCACCGAGGAACUAGCACACCCUCCUGAACUCAUGUUCGACUUCGAAGGCCGAAAUCCAACAACAUUUUGGCAGUCCUCCUCUUGGAAAAAAUACCCAAAGUUGCUUCUGGUCAACAUCACCCUGUCCUGGAACAAAACUAUAGAGCUGACAGACGACAUCGUAAUAACAUUUGAGUCUGGUCGCCCGGAGCAAAUGGUCCUGGAGAAGUCCCUGGACUACGGUCGAACUUGGCAGCCAUACCAGUUCUACGCCACAGACUGCUUGGAUGCCUUCAUCAUGGAGCCCAAGACGGUUCAGGAUCUUACUCAGCAGACCUUGCUGGACAUCAUCUGCACAGAGGACUACUCCCGGGGCUAUGUUUGGAAGUAUGACAAAACGGUCCGCUUUGAGAUCAAGGACAGGUUUGCGCUUUUCGCUGGCCCCCGGCUCCACAAUAUGGCCUCCCUGUAUGGGCAGCUGGACACCACAAAGAACUUGAGGGACUUCUUCACCAUCACAGACCUGAGAAUUAAACUCCUCAGGCCAGCCACCGGGGCCACCAUGGUGGAUGAGAACAACCUGUCCAGAUACUUCUACGCCAUAUCUGACAUCAAAGUGCAAGGAAGGUGCAAGUGCAACCUUCACGCCAACAGCUGCGUCUUUGACAAAGAGAAACUGAGUUGUGAGUGCGAGCACAACACCACGGGCCCCGACUGCGGGAGAUGUAAGAAAAAUUACCAGGGCCGAGCGUGGAGUGCGGGCUCCUACCUUCCCAUCCCGAAGGGAACAGCAAAUAUCUGUAUUCCCAAUAAUGUUGGUCCAGUUAUUCGGCCGAAUGUUUCAUCCCUAGGGGUUGCUAACCGAAAUCAAGACUGCGAAUGCUCCGGCCACUCCAACCGCUGCAGCUACAUCGAGCUGCUAAACACGGUCAUUUGCGUCAGCUGUAAGCACAACACUAGAGGGCAGCACUGCCAGUUGUGCAAGCUGGGCUACUACAGAAACGUCUCAGCAGAGCUGGACGAUGAGAAUGUUUGCGUAGACUGUAAUUGUAAUCCCUUUGGCUCAGACAGUGAUCGCUGUAAUGGCACAGGAUUUUGUAAAUGUAAGGAGGGAACAACAGGGGCUAAGUGCCAUGACUGUCUUCCGGGAUAUUUGUGGGACAAUGGCUGCAAAUCCCAAGUGUGCAACAACGAGCUGAUGCGCUGUCAGAACGGCGGCGUCUGCCACAACAACCUGCGCUGCCAGUGCCCGUCGGCCUUCACCGGACUGCUGUGCGAGAAGCGUCGGUGCGAGGCCGAGGCCGGGGGCUGCGGGGGCCCCGACUCCAGCCGGGCCUCGCUCCCCCGGCCCCCGCGCCUCCUCCUGCUGCUGCUCCUGCCCCUCGGCCCCGCCCUGUUGAGAGCCGCCUGCUGGCCGGCGGCGCUCUGAAGCCGCAGCGAUGGAGGAACCCCCCGAAAAACACCACGAGCGUACGAGCGGCCCACCCGACCCAGGCUGUCAAUGUCAAUACGGAAUGUGCCAGAAUGAAAGCAAACUAUAAUUUGAAACAAAAAAAAGAGUAAGUAAAUGAAUAAAAUAUUGAAAUGAUACAAAUAAAUACAUUUAAAAACAGAAAAAAAAACUAAAGAUAUAUUUAUCAAACUAUCUUGAGCCUUUGCUUCGUAAAAGCCGACGAGCGAACAGAGACCAGUGAACUAAGCCAUACUAGAUACCAUUCCCCAAGAGAGGAUCCGGAGAUGAAAGACUGUUUUUCCUCAAUCUUGCCACGGCAUCUGCAGCUGCAACCUCUCGAUGGCGGUCACGACAACGCCAGAGCACUCUGGUGCUUUUGAAUAAUGUGUUGGCUGGGUUGCUUCGGGGCUAAUCUGACGUGAAGCAAUGUAGAAAUGUCCAGUUUGUGUGGACCGACACUGAAAUUAAACUCAAGCAUUCUUUGCUGUCAGUGCAUUGUGGAUAUAAGGAAAAUCACAGUGACUGCCACUUUUGAACUGCGACCUGCGACCUGCAUCAGUCCCGCCCACUUCUUCCUCCGCCCCCGGUCUCCCUCCCCGCCCCCUCUUACCUGUGCUAUUGUGAAAGUUACUCCUGUAACCCUCGUUGGUUGAAAGAUUUUUUGUCCAAUGUUAGUGACGCACAUGUGUAAUAGCCCUGCCCCCUCCCACCCAAAAAAAGUAAAAAGAGCAACCCCAUGUUCUUCUUUUACCUUAGAAGCACUGCAUCAAUAGAGAUCAUCGCAAAGAUGCUAGUGUCCACAUGAGCAGAAGAGCUUAGAAAAAAAUCAGUGUAUUUAAUUUUUGUAUUUAAAGAACAAGUUAUUUUCUUGAUGAAGCAAAACCAUGUAAUGCAUAUACAUUUUUGUAUUAUUGCCGAUAAGUGUUAAAAGGCAACUUGUUAAUAUAUUUAAUCAUUAUGAGAAGGAAGAAAAUAAGAAAUGGUUUAGUUUUUAUUUCUAUUUAAUUUGGUUGUGCAGAGCUUCCUCUGUAUUGGCAACGUGCUGGCAUCAAAGAAUAUCAGUUUACAUAUAUACUAAAGUGUAAUAAGAUUCCACCAAAGGACAUUUAAUUGUUUUCUUGUUGCUUUAACACUGGAAAAUUUAAGUGAAUAAAAUAUAUUGAGGAAAAA
Messenger RNA from Conger conger (European conger), 2963 nucleotides. It is a transcript of the gene ntng1a, whose product is annotated as netrin g1a. Lineage: Eukaryota; Metazoa; Chordata; Actinopteri; Anguilliformes; Congridae. The transcript is spliced from 8 exons. Bases 78 to 1769 code for a protein of 563 amino acids. Gene Ontology annotation, molecular function: cell-cell adhesion mediator activity. The record is from RefSeq and is a predicted model, not a curated record.